CUCUCUCUCUCUCUCUACCAUAUAAGAGCGGUACAGCUCUGCAAUUGCUCCGUUCUCUCUUUUUCUCUCUGUAAGCAGUUCGCUUAUGGUUGAAACCCAUGGCUUCUGUUGUGACAGGCAAUUCAGCUAAUUUCUCUCUCCAAAACCACUCAGAAAGAACCAGUCUAUGGCUUCAUCCCAGCAAUUCUCUCUCAAGGACGACGUAUCUCUGCAAGUUGUUCCCUACCAGACGGUGGAAAGCCCCUCGCCUUCUCAAGCUGAGAGCUGAAGCUGCAGAGGUCUCUGAAACCACUGUUCUAGAGAGGGAUGCGUCCAAAGGUAACCCUAGUUCUAAAGAUGCAAUUCAGAAGUUAUUACAAAGGGAAUACAAAUGGGGCUUUAGAUCUGAUAUCGAAUCUUUUUCGAUCCCAAAGGGCCUCUCUGAAGAGACAAUAAGGUUAAUCUCAGCCCGAAAGAACGAGCCGGAUUGGAUGCUUGCAUUCAGACUAAAUGCCUUUAAUCAAUGGUUAAAGAUGACUGAACCCAAAUGGUCAGAUAACCAGUACCCUCCAAUAAAUUUCCAAGAUAUGUGCUACUAUUCAGAGCCAAAACAGCAGGCAAAGAAGAAGAGUUUAGAUGAGGUUGAUCCCCAGCUUUUAGAAACCUUUCAAAAAUUAGGGAUUCCUUUAACUGAGCAAAAACGAUUGGCAAAUGUUGCAGUUGAUGCAGUUUUUGACAGUGUAUCCAUCGCUACCACUCAUAGAAAGACCUUAGAGGCAGCAGGGGUCAUCUUUUGCUCAAUUUCAGAGGCCAUUAGAGAGUACCCAGAUUUAGUUAGGAAAUAUUUAGGCAAAGUUGUCCCUCCUUCUGAUAACUUUUACUCAGCUCUAAAUUCAGCUGUUUUUAGUGAUGGGUCUUUUUGUUACAUCCCAAAAGAUACCGUUUCACCCAUGGAUAUAUCAACCUAUUUUCGAAUUAACGCAUUAGAAACUGGACAAUUUGAAAGAACCCUAAUUGUGGCUGAUGAGAGAAGCUUUGUUGGGUACUUAGAGGGGUGCACUGCUCCUUCUUAUGAUAAAAAUCAGUUACAUGCAGCUGUUGUUGAGCUUUUUUGUGCAGAGGGUGCUGAGAUUAAGUAUUCAACUGUACAAAAUUGGUAUGCUGGUGAUGAAGAAGGAAGGGGAGGGAUAUAUAAUUUUGUUACAAAGAGGGGUUUAUGCGAUGGCGAUAAUUCAAAAAUUUCGUGGACUCAAGUGGAGACUGGAUCAGCAAUUACUUGGAAAUACCCAAGUGUUGUUUUGAGGGGAAAGAAUUCGGUUGGUGAGUUUUACUCGGUUGCUUUAACAAACAAUUGUCAACAGGCUGAUACUGGAACUAAAAUGAUUCAUCUUGGGACAAAUACAAGGAGUAGGAUUGUUUCAAAAGGUAUAUCAGCAGGAAAGUCAAGGAAUUGUUAUAGGGGUUUGGUUGAGGUUCGGCCGCAUGCUCAGAAUGCAAGGAAUUUCUCUCAGUGUGAUUCUAUGUUGAUUGGUGAUAAUGCGGCAGCGAAUACUUAUCCUUACAUGCAGGUUAUGAAUCCCACUGCUCGUGUGGAACAUGAAGCUAGCACCUCCAAAAUUGGGGAGGACCAACUAUUUUACUUUCAGCAGAGAGGCAUCGACCAUGAGAAGGCCGUUGCCGCCAUAAUUGGGGGCUUUUGUAGGGAUGUCUUCAACGAGCUUCCGCUAGAAUUUUCAGCUGAAGUGAACCAACUAAUGAGUUUGAAGCUUGAAGGCUCAGUUGGUUGAGGUAUGAUGAGUUUACAAGCUGAAAUGUAAGGCUUUGUUUCUUUAUCCCUUUUAGAGUGGAUGGAUUUUCACUUAAUGUUGAGAUUGUUAAGUUGUGAAGUCUCUACUUGGAUAUUUGUAGACAUAAAAAAGCUAUUGUAAUUUGUAUGAGUAAAUAUCUUGCUCUUUAUGACAAACUGUCAAUGUACAACUGUUUCCCUGAUAUCUCAUUGAGGUAUAUGAUCAAUGUAUAUAUUAUGAAUGUACUGCCAUUGAA
Amborella trichopoda is the source of this 2022-nucleotide messenger RNA. RefSeq names its product ATP binding cassette protein 1 (gene ABCI8). Gene Ontology annotation, biological process: iron-sulfur cluster assembly. The record is from RefSeq and is a predicted model, not a curated record. NCBI's taxonomy places the organism in Eukaryota, Viridiplantae, Streptophyta, Magnoliopsida, Amborellales, Amborellaceae.